AUGCAGGUGUCCUUUGCAUGUACGGACCACGGUCUGAAGGCCCCACGUAACGGCGAGCACAGCAAGCAGAACGCCACGAGCCCCAACACAGGAAGCAAGGCCCGCGCCCGCUUCCGCACCGUGGCCCUGAUAGCUCGAAGCCUGGGCUCCUUCACUCAGCGCUACCACCACAACCUCAAGGAGUCCACGGCCAAGCUCACAGGCAUGAAGUACCGGAACCUCGGGAAAUCUGGAUUGCGUGUCUCGUGUCUGGGGCUCGGCACGUGGGUAACAUUCGGAGGUCAGAUCUCUGAUGAGGUGGCAGAGCAGCUGAUGACCAUCGCCUACGAUUGCGGGGUCAACCUGUUCGACACAGCAGAGGUCUACUCGGGAGGGAAAGCAGAGAUAAUCCUGGGAAACAUCAUCAAGAAAAAGUGCUGGAGGAGAUCAAGCCUGGUGAUCACCACAAAGCUCUACUGGGGAGGAAAAGCAGAGACAGAGAGAGGCCUCAACAGAAAACACAUCAUUGAAGGUUUAAGGGGCUCCCUCGCGAGGAUGCAGCUUGAGUAUGUGGACGUGGUUUUUGCCAACCGGCCAGACGGCAACACUCCUAUGGAGGAGAUCGUGAGAGGAAUGACACAUGUGAUCAACCAGGGGAUGUCCAUGUACUGGGGGACAUCACGGUGGUCCGCCAUGGAGAUCAUGGAGGCGUACUCUGUGGCCAGGCAGUUUAACCUGAUUCCACCUGUGUGUGAGCAGGCUGAGUACCAUUUCUUCCAGAGGGAUAAAGUGGAAACUCAGCUGCCAGAGCUCUACCAUAAGAUAGGUGUGGGUGUGGUCUCUUGGUCGCCUCUGGCCUGUGGAAUCAUCACUGGAAAGUAUGAAAACGGCAUCCCAGAAACCUCCAGGGCGUCGAUGAAGCCAUACCAGUGGUUGAGGGAGAAAAUAACGAGUGAAGAUGGAAGAAAACAACAAGCCAAGCUGAAGGAACUCACUCACAUUGCGGAGAAGCUUGGAUGUACUUUGCCUCAGCUGGCCAUAGCCUGGUGCCUGAGGAACGAGGGAGUGAGCUCAGUGCUGCUGGGAUCCUCUAAUCCGAAGCAACUAACAGAGAAUCUGGGAGCAAUUCAAGUUAUUCCAAAGAUGACCCCCGCCGUCGCCACAGAGGUUGAUCAAUUUCUGGGAAAUCGUCCUCACAGUAAAAAGGACUACCAGCAGUAG
Molecule: messenger RNA, 1200 nt
Organism: Limanda limanda (common dab)
Lineage: Eukaryota; Metazoa; Chordata; Actinopteri; Pleuronectiformes; Pleuronectidae
Gene: kcnab1b
Product: potassium voltage-gated channel subfamily A regulatory beta subunit 1b
Exons: 14
Coding region: 1-1200 (399 amino acids)
Biological process (GO): transmembrane transport; negative regulation of delayed rectifier potassium channel activity; potassium ion transport
Cellular component (GO): membrane; juxtaparanode region of axon; voltage-gated potassium channel complex
Molecular function (GO): potassium channel regulator activity; transmembrane transporter binding; voltage-gated potassium channel activity
Source: RefSeq, a predicted model, not a curated record